GGCCGCCUUGUGUCCCGGCUGGUCACCGCCGCUCCUGUUCCCAUCGCGACGGGCCGCGUUAUUUCCCGGCUGGACGCCACCGCUCCCGGCCACCGCCCUCACUCCAGCCCCGUCGUCCCGCUGUUCCCUCCCGGCGCCAUGAGCAGGCUGGGGCCGCAGCGGGACCUGGAGGAGGCCGCCGCCCUGGAGCGCCGGCGGCGACGGGAGCUGCUGCGGCGGGGCCGCAUCUUCAACGCGCGGCUCCGCACUAUAGGGAUUGAUAAAGAUGCAUUGGAUGCGCAGGUCAAGGAGAGGAAACUUCAAGAAGCAGCUGAAAAAGCACAACAUGAAAAAUUCGCUCAUAACAUGAAGAAAAAUGACAAGCUUAUGUGUCUGCUAGAAGAAAGACAGAAAAAUGAAAUCAAAGACAUGAAUAGGGCUCUCACUGAAUUUCACAAGAAUUUUCAGAAGCUGGAAACAAGACGUGAAUUUGACCUGAAUGAUCCACAAGCCCUAAAGAAAGACAGACCUGCUCGAGUUUCAGACAGUGAUCCACGGUGUACUAUAUCUGGCAUGCAGAAGUUUAUGGGUGAAGACUUAAACUAUGAUCAGAGGAUGAAGUUUCAAAAGGAGCAGUUAAGAGAGUGGUCUCUUCAGCAACAGAAAGACUGGAAAAAUGCAUUAGCUGACCAAAAAGUGGCAGAUGAUCUUUAUGACAAGUUUAGGAUUGAACUUGACCGAAAGAUUAUGGAGGAACAAAGAAAAGAAGAGGAAAACAGGCGUGUUGUUUGUACAGCUACUAAAGAUUUCAAUAGAAUCCAGGUUGCUGAACUAGAUCAUAAAAAUGAAUUGGAAAAGGCUCAAAAAAUAAAAGAUGACAUGGAUGAAAUUACCUUCCUCCUUCGAGGAGACUUACUUUCUGAAAAUCCUGACCAAGCAAUAGGUCCCUUGGGUAAACAUCAUGUGCUUGUGGAUCGAUGGAAGGGAAUGAAUCAGGAGCAGCUGAUGGCAAUUCGUCAAUUUCAAAAGGAACAAGCUCUGGAGAAACUGCGAGUAAGAGAGCAGGAACGCCAAAGAGAUGCUGAAUGGGAUAGGCAACGUCUACAGACUGCGAGAGCCCAGUUGCUUUGGGAGCGGCAGCAGCAGCGGCAGAAUCGGGUACAGCGCCGAGAUUUAGAUUUCGUGAACGCAGAGCUCUCUCAGGAGCAGAAAGCAAAGAACAUUUAUCUUAAAGAAGAAGAGUAUUCAAAUAUUCCAACAGACGAGUUUUAUGCACAGUUUAAUACAACCACCCGGUGACAAUCUGGAUAAAUCAACCUGAAUUAUACAGAAGACAGAUUGGAGACCUAUGCCUGCGUGGAUGUCUUUUAAUAUGAACUGAAUAUAGUCUGAGAAUAAUAUUUCUGAUCAGCAUAGCAGAUUUAUUUUCCCUGUUCCUCACUGGGAAGCAAAACUGGCUGUUUAGAAGGACACACAAUAGGUACAAACAAAACCCUUUCUUUUGAGAUGUUUUGGUCUGUUUCUUCUUUGCUUUGUACUUAGGGAAGAUUGGGAGAAUAGUAUGAAUGUGAUGAUGAUUUUCAUUCUUAAAGUAAUCUCAGCAUUAAUUUCCAUAAUGAAUUUAAUAUACGACUCGUAACUAACCAUAACUACAAAUAAUGCUUUGAGCACUCUGGAUGCCACAAAGCCAGACAUAGCACUCCUCCCUAAACAUUGAAGAGGAGACAUUCUGAGCUUGAAAUGGUAUUUGGGGCACUUCCUUUGAGACCCUGAAAUAUCCUCUAAGACAGUUUGGUAAAAACUUAGUGUCCUUACUUGCAUGUUCUGCUCAUUCUUACAAGAAGAUGGCAGUUUGCUUUUCUCCAUUUCACAUACAUUGUUAAGCCUUCUGAGCUCUUUUGUUUGGAGACUUUAUAUGAAUCCAAUACAGAAAUCAGGGAUUAAAUGAACAGAAAAAUUACAGAAUAGUUUUAAAAUAACAUGAAGAUUACUCUGUGUUAGAAUUCAGGUGCAGCUUCUGGUUGCACUAAGUGAUAGAUUUUGAUUUUCUUCCAAGUAAAAAACUCAGUUUUUUGGUGAAAGUUAAUUUUAAGUCUCCCCUUUCCAGAACUUCCAAAGUAAUAUACCUUCCAUAAAGCCCAGUGGCUGCCUGGCUCCCACAAUACCUCGCAGUAUGCCAAAGACCUCUGUAACAGGAAAGAGAGCUGGAGUCUCUGGCAUUGCCUGUCAGAAUAAUUAUAAUGAGUCACUUUUGUCACUAUGGAUCUAGUGACAAAGAGUGAUCUUGGAAAGCAAAAAUGGGAUCUCGCUGUUUAAAACCUUUCUUUUCAGAACCAGUGUAUUUCAACUGCAUCAUUCAAAUGUGGAUCUUAAUAUUCACAAGACCAUGAAAUUAAGAGUAAAAAGAACUUAUACAUUAAUAAAUGACAUGCUAAAAUAAUAAUUAUAUGGUUAGCUAGUAUAUGUGUACAUAUUAACUGCCUCCUAGUUUUAAUUUCAUUUGAAGGGCAAAGUAUAUCUAAAGUAAUCUCCACAACAGAAAAUGUUUCACAUAACUUGGAUUGGAUCCUUUUUCCUAUGAAGUAAGGAGAAUUUUGCAGUAGAUUUCAAUGCACCCAAGUUCUUAUAUAGUCAUUUGAGACAAUGCAAAGAAAAAUGAAAGAAAACCCCCACUCUUUUUCUGUCUUACAAUUAGCACCAGGGCUAAUGGCUAACAUGAAACACAGGAAAAUGGAUAAUAAGGCUCAAGAAAUACUGUCGUUGGGACCAUGCUUGAAUUUGUAUGUGCAAUUACAUCAUUUUAUUGUAUUGUAGGAAAAAAGCCUUAUAAAUUUGAAGUAAACAUUUCUAAUGGAGCACAGGUGUUAAUAUCUUAGUUAAAUAAUUGGCCGAUAGUGAGUGCUGUCUGGCAGUUCCACCCAGUUGAAAUGUGUUGAGAAUUGUUAGUUCACUUCAGUGGUUUCUGGUCUAAGCUUGCAUGUAAAUGUGCAGAACUGUCUCAAUUAUUUGUAAUUUGAUCAGUUUAUUUUUUAAAGACUAGAUUUCAAAUUAAGUAUUUGUGUUUUAACGGUGUUUUAACCCCGUGGGCAAGAAGUAUUUCUGUUGGUUCAUUUAGUGCAACUGUUACGUAGUUAGCUCAGUCCUUCUACUCUUGAAAUUAAUGGCAACAUUCCUGCUGAUUUCAGCAGCAAAAGCAAAUCUACAUCAUAACUAACCGCAAUUCCCUUUACUCCUCCUUCCCUCUCCAAAUAUUGUGUUUAUUAGAGAAAAUUAAUUUUAAAAUGUUCUUUAACUAGUGAUCUGCUGAAAGACAUUUAACUCCUUAAAUUUAGUUUUUAAAUGUCAGAUGUUAAGAAACAGAAGACACUGAUUAAUGUACUUCUCUUUUCACUUUUCAAUUCAUAAUCUGUGCUUAUGCUGAAUCCCUGGCUAGAAGGGAGAUAUUUACGUGGUGCAUAUUACAAACACUAAGAGCAUUUAGAAAGACCUAUAUUAAUGUAAUUUUCCUGCUUAAAUGUAUCCUCUGUGCUUUGCUUGGUACUGGUUAAAGCUUAUUAACAUACAACUGAAAUGAAACAGCCCAGGGAAAGAGGCUGCUGUCAGAUCCCACAUGAUGAAUUGUAACUUCAGGCAUCUCUGUGUAAAUCUCUCUGCUAACCUGUUCCCAAUUAGUGACAUGUGGGACCAGAUUUUCUUGUAUUUGAAGCAGAGGCUCUAAGAAGUUUUUACGCUGAAAAAAAAAAGCAUAAAAAAAGGAGAUGGGAAAUGUUAUAACAGAAAGAACUUUAAAUCCAAGUCCUAUGUGAUUUUAUAAGCAGUGUCAAAUAUUUUUAAGUAUUACAUCUCAGUGUAGUGCAUUAUACCAUGAUGUGUUAAAGGUCUGACUUUACAGUGAUUGGUGUUAUUCCAGGUCUUAAGUUUCAAACUUUAAAAGGCCUUUUUUUUCCUUUUUUUUUUCUUAACAAAGAGAUGAAUGAGAAUAUCUUUGAAGAGACACUAAUAAACUUCCUGCUUUACAUCUAGAAAUACAUAGGAUACUGCACCUCCUUUUUUUCCCAAGAGUUGUCAAUCCUCUUCUGUUGCAAAUUGGCACAAUUUUGAUGAAAAUAGUGGAGCCAUGAGGAUUUAAGUGAGCCAUAAGAUUGAGAAUCUUGACAUAUAGAUAUCUGUGCUUCCAUUGCAUUUUUAGUUAUGAUAUCACUUUCAUUUUUCUUCAUGCCAUGGAUGAGUUUUUAGACUCUGUAUGUGCUCAGUCUUUCCCUGAAGUUAUGGUUGGAGUGUAGGAGUCUGAAGGCAAAACCAUGUAACUUCCUGAAGUGUACAAAAGGUCUUUUAAACAAGAAUUCUUCAUUUUGAGAGACAGUGAACAUUAACCUUCUGUGCUUUUCAGCUGAAAUUUGGGAUAUGUUGAUCCAAGAACCAGGCCAGCAUAACAUUGUAUGCAUAGAUACAUAAAUAAACAAAAAAGCAAAGAAACACAUGCUCAAACUUGGCACUUUUGUGGUGUUUCACUAGUAAUUAUGGGUGCUUUUCGUAGGCAUUAGGGUCAAAAGAGAAGGUGGUUGUGUUUGUCCCAGAAAACACCCUGUUCUUGAGAUACAUAAGAGUGCCUAUACAAUUCAAUAUCUAAAUGUAAUUAUACAUGCUCUAGUGACAGUUCCAGUUCCGUGCUGCAAAGUGCAAAACAUCCAUUCCUUCGCUGAGUCCUCUGAAAUAGAGAGGAGCACUGUGAAAAUGCCUCCAAAUAAAAUACAACCUGGGUGGUACAUGGGAAUGCCAAAGCCAAAAUUACUGCAAACACAAUAAAAUGGGAGCCAGAUAAACCCACAUUGCUUGAGCAUUUUCUUAUAUUCUAAAUACAUUUUGAAAAAGUGUAAAUUUUGAAGGGUGUCCCAUGGGACAGACAGAGAUAGAGAGGAAUCAUUGUGUGUGCAUUCUGGUUCUCAAGUGCUCAUAAUACAGAACUUAAAAUUGCUGCAGGCUGAUGGGUAUGUUGCUCAUCUGUGUCUGUUAAUGUUUUGCAUGGCCUGGUUUGUGGUAGUGGGGGGGCCACAGAGCUGGCUUCUGUGAGG
Messenger RNA from Corvus hawaiiensis (hawaiian crow), 5051 nucleotides. It is a transcript of the gene RIBC2, whose product is annotated as RIB43A domain with coiled-coils 2. The record is from RefSeq and is a predicted model, not a curated record. Lineage: Eukaryota; Metazoa; Chordata; Aves; Passeriformes; Corvidae. Bases 139 to 1278 code for a protein of 379 amino acids. The transcript is spliced from 8 exons.